Molecule: messenger RNA, 2352 nt
Organism: Indicator indicator
Lineage: Eukaryota; Metazoa; Chordata; Aves; Piciformes; Indicatoridae
Gene: LONRF2
Product: LON peptidase N-terminal domain and ring finger 2
Exons: 12
Coding region: 1-2352 (783 amino acids)
Molecular function (GO): protein binding
Source: RefSeq, a predicted model, not a curated record
AUGGAACUGGGCCCGGGGCCCUGCGCGCUGCCCCCCGCCGCUGGGACCGGGUCUGCUACCGCGGCGGGGGGACCCUGCGCCGAGAUGCUGCAGGUGGCGGAGGAGGCCUUCCGCGGCGGCAACUUCGAGCUGGCGGCCGAGAUCUACGGCUCGGAGCUGGCGGGGCUACCGCAGCCCGAGCGGGGCCUGUGCCUCCGCCGCGCCGAUGCGCUGGCGAGAGCCGGCCGCAUGGCCGAGGCGCUGGACGCCUACGGCGCGGCGGCGCGGCUGGGGCGGCUGCGACCCGAGGAGCUGCGGGAGCUGGCCGAGAGCUUCGCCCUUAGCAUCCGUGACAAGGAGCUGCGUCUCCCACCCUGGGGGAGCGGCGGAACCGGCGGCGGCGGGGCGGAGGGGGAGGGUCUGGGCGACCCGGCUUGCUGCCGGCCGCCCGAGCUCUUCGCCUGCCCGCUGUGCCGGCGGCUGUUGUGCGAGCCGGUGACCCUGCACUGCGGGCACACCCACUGCCGCCGCUGCGCCGAACCCGGCGACUGCGGCCGCUGCCACCGACUGCGCCGCUCUGCCGAGACGACUCCCACUGCCGCCUCGUCGCCAUCGCCCGCCGCCCGCCCGCGGGUCAACGUGGUGCUGGGCAACCUGCUGCACAAGUGGUUCGGCACCGAGAGCCGGGCGCGGCGGCUCCGCGCCGAGGGCGACGCGCUGCGGGAGCGCCAGGAGCUGCCGGCCGCCCUGGAGAAGUACAACCAGGCCCUGGAGAUGGCUCCUUGCAAGUGUUCACUAAUAGCACAGCGAGCAGAGCUCUGUACGUUGAUGAAGAACUACCAGCAAGCUCUUCACGAUGCAGAUGUCCUCUGCCGAAAUAAACCCAACUGGCCUGCGGGCCAUUAUGUGAAAGCAAAAGCUCUUUCUGGAUUGGAAAGGACUGAGGAAGCAUUGAAGGAGUUUCUCUAUUGUGUUGCCUUAAAUCCUGAAUGGAGCUCAAUGAAGAAAGAAGCCCAAAAGAUUAUGUGUGAGAUGUUUUUCCCAGCCUUUGAAAAUGUGCAUGAUAGUCUAACAGCACCUUUCUCCAGUCGAACAUCGCAUACAAGAUUGAAGCCUGCAUUUCUGAGUAGCAUAAACACACAGUCAGCUGCAGAAGAUAUCUCUGUUGCUGGGUCCUCAAAGGAUACUGUGUUCAGGUUAACAAAAACCCCAUCCCAAGAAUCUGAUGUGUUUAGAAGCACUGAUUCUCCUGUUUCCCAUCAUGUUCUGGAUCUCUAUUUUGAAGACAACAAGAAGUCUUUGGGAGCUAUUCUCUCCAGUUUACCUGGGGUUGGCUUAAAAAGAAAACUGUCCAGUGAUAUGAGGGAUUUACAAAGUAUGGAUGUCCCAAAUAAGAUUCCUAAAAAAGAUGCAGAUGUUUUAUCUGAAAACACCACUGUCACAUCAAGUGAAAUACCAACAACCCUGGUGGAUGCAUCGGACUUUGAGUGUUCCCUGUGCAUGAGGUUGUUCUACGAGCCUGUUACCACUCCCUGUGGACACACCUUUUGCCUCAAAUGCCUUGAGCGUUGCCUUGACCAUAAUCCGCAUUGCCCACUCUGCAAAGAAAAGCUGUCAGAAUUUCUGGCAAGCAGAACUUACAAGAAGACCGUCCUCACGGAAGAAUUGAUAGUCCGUUACUUGCCAGAGGAAUUAUCUGAAAGGAAGAAAGUUUAUGAGGAAGAAAUUAAGGAAUUGUCAAAUUUGAAUAAAGAUGUUCCCAUCUUCGUAUGUACCAUGGCCUUCCCUACCAUCCCUUGCCCACUCCAUGUCUUUGAACCUCGUUACCGUCUAAUGAUAAGAAGAUGCAUGGAAACUGGUACCAAGCAAUUUGGCAUGUGCUUAGCUGAUGAAUUGAAAGGAUUUGCAGAUCAUGGCUGUAUAUUAGAGAUCAGGGACGUAAAGUUUUUUCCUGAUGGGCGCUCAGUUGUUGAUACAGUUGGUGUCCGUCGUUUUAGGGUCUUAAGCCAUGGCCAGCGAGAUGGAUAUAACACAGCAAACAUCGAGUAUCUUGAAGAUAAAAAGGUUGAAGGACCGGAAUAUGAAGAACUUGUCCGCCUUCAUGAUUCAGUUUACGAUCAAGCCGUUGCCUGGUUUACUUCUCUUAAAGACAAUAUGAAAGUGCAAAUUCUCAAUCAUUUUGGGUCCAUGCCAGGAAAAGAACCAGAGCCACAGAGCAACCCCAGUGGUCCUGCCUGGUACUGGUGGCUCUUGGCAGUGUUGCCUCUGGAAAAUAGAGCUCAGCUGGCUAUAUUGGCUAUGACCUCCCUUAAAGAUCGUCUUAUUGCCAUCAGACGUGUACUGAUAUUUGUGACUCGCAAAAGACCCAGAUAA